UUUGUUUUGACACAUCCGUCCGGCAAAGAGAGUAGUGCAAAGAUGAGUCCAAUAAACUGGUUACUGCUAGUCCUUGCUGUGGCUCCCCAAAUAUUUGCCGAAGUGGCUCCCGACUGUUCGCUCUUGCGUAAUAAUGAAAUCGUGCCAGACUGUUAUAAUUGUCAGCGUUAUUACAUCUGUACAAGGGGUAGAGCCGUGUCACAUAGAUGCCGACGAGGAUUAAAUUUUGAUUCUAAAACGAACGCCUGCACAUCUCCUGAACUUGCAAACUGUUAUGUGACUCGGGAGCAUAAACCCGAUCCGUAUGACGAGUCUUAUUCAGCUGAAAUCUAUGAACCAUCUUGUGAAACCACACCAUCACCAUGUGAAACAACAACACCCCCCUGUGAAACAACAACCCCACCCUGUAGAACAACAGCUCCACCAUGUAAAACAACAACACCACCAUGUGAAACAACAAGACCACCAUGUGAAAAAACAACCCCCCCCUGUGAAAUAACCACACCAUGUCCUUGUAAAACAGCAGCACCAACCACUACAAGCUGUAAAACAACAACACCACCAUGUGAAACAACAACACCCCCCUGUGAAAUAACCACACCAUGUCCUUGUAAAACAGCAGCACCAACCACUACAAGCUGUAAAACAACAACACCACCAUGUGAAACAACACCUCCACCAUGUAAAACAACAACACCACCCUGCGAAACAACAACCCCACCCUGUAAAACAACAACACCCCCCUGUGAAAUAACCACAUCAUGUCCUUGUAAAAAAACAACUCCACCAUGUAAAACAACAACCCCAUGUCCUUGUAAAAUAGUUACACCAUCCACUACAAGCUGUGAAGAAACUACCAAGUCAAUAACAACUAAGGCACCAACGACUACUGUGACAACUACAACCUGUGAAACAACAACAAAGACAACUACCAAGUCAACAACAACUAAGGCACCAACGACUACUGAGACAACUACAACCUGUGAAACAACAACAAAGAUAACUACCAAGUCAACAACAACUAAGGCACCAACGACUACUGCGACAACUACAACAAAGACAACUACUACGAAGACACCAACGACUACGGAGACAACUACAACCUGUGAAACAACAACAAAGACAACUACCAAGUCAACAACAACUAAGGCACCAACGACUACUGCGACAACUACAACCUGUGAAACAACAACAAAGACAACUACCAAGUCAACAACAACUAAGGCACCAACGACUACUGAGACAACUACAACCUGUGAAACAACAACAAAGACAACUACCAAGUCAACAACAACUAAGGCACCAACGACUACUGCGACAACUACAACCUGUGAAACAACAACAAAGACAACUACCAAGUCAACAGCAACAACAAAAACGACAACAACUGCUAAGAAAACAACUAAAAUCUGUGAAACAACAACUCCACCAUGUAAAACAACAACACCACCAUGUGAAACAACAACCCCAUGUCCUUGUAAAAUAGUUACACCAUCCACUACAAGCUGUGAAGAAACUACCAAGUCAACAACAACUAAGGCACCAACGACUACUGCGACAACUACAACAAAGACAACUACUACGAAGACACCAACGACUACUGCGACAACUACAACCUGUGAAACAACAACAAAGACAACUACCAAGUCAACAACAACUAAGGCACCAACGACUACUGAGACAACUGCAACCUGUGAAACAACAACAAAGACAACUACCAAGUCAACAACAACUAAGGCACCAACGACUACUGCGACAACUACAACCUGUGAAACAACAACAAAGACAACUACCAAGUCAACAACAACUAAGGCACCAACGACUACUGCGACAACUACAACCUGUGAAACAACAACAAAGACAACUACCAAGUCAACAGCAACAACAAAAACGACAACAACUGCUAAGAAAACAACUAAAAUCUGUGAAACAACAACUCCACCAUAUAAAACAACAACACCUCCAUGUGAAACAACAACCCCAUGUCCUUGUAAAAUAGUUACACCAUCCACUACAAGCUGUGAAGAAACUACCAAGUCAACAACAACUAAGGCACCAACGACUACUGAGACAACUACAACCUGUGAAACAACAACAAAGACAACUACCAAGUCAACAACAACUAAGGCACCAACGACUACUGAGACAACUACAACCUGUGAAACAACAACAAAGACAACUACCAAGUCAACAACAACUAAGGCACCAACAACUACUGCGACAACUACAACCUGUGAAACAACAACAAAGACAACUACCAAGUCAACAGCAACAACAAAAACGACAACAACUGCUAAGAAAACAACUAAAAUCUGUGAAACAACAACUCCACCAUGUAAAACAACAACACCACCAUGUGAAACUACAACCCCACCAUGUGAAACAACAACUCCACCCUGUAAAACAACAAGACCACCAUGUGAAACAACAACACCCCCCUGUGAAAUAACCACACCAUGUCCUUGUAAAACAGCAGCACCAACCACUACAAGCUGUAAACCAACAACCCCACCAUGUGAAACAACAACCCCACCCUGUGAAACAACAACCCCUCCCUGUAAAACAACAACACCACCGUGUGAAACAACAACCCCACCAUGUGAAACAACAAGACCACCAUGUGAAACAACAACACCCCCCUGUGAAAUAACCACACCAUGUCCCUGUAAAACAGCAGCACCAACCACUUCAGGCUGUGAAACAGCAACCCCACCAUGUAAAACAACAACACCACCCUGUGAAACAACAACCCCUCCCUGUAAACCAACAACCCCACCAUGUGAAACAACAACCCCACCCUGUAAACCAACAACCCCACCAUGUGAAAUAACAACACCACCCUGUGAAACAACAAGACCACGAUGUGAAACAACAACACCCCCCUGUGAAGCAACAAAACCACCAUGUAAAACAACAACCCCACCCUGUAAAACAACAUCCUGUCCCUGUGAAACAACAACCUCACCUUGUCCAGAAGUAUUGACUGAUUACGACUAUAACAACAGUGGGCAUAUUGUUCGAGUGAGAAACUCUUCAAGGGAUUGUGUUAACUUGCCUGAUAACACCUUCCUGGUACACCGUAGACUUUGUUCCCGCUUCUAUGUAUGCCAGAACGGGGCUGUGCAGCCUUUGAGAUGUCCACUUGGAUUUUGGUUUGAUCGAGAGUUGGAGACGUGCCGACCUCGCCGAGAAGUAACAAAUUGCCGAUAGAUGACAAAAUGUUGUAUUUAAAAGACGACCAAUUGUAGAAGGACCAAGGAAGCAUUAGAAGCACAUCAAUAGCAUAUGUGCAAAGUUUUGUUAGUCUGAUAAAAAUAUACCAUAACAGCGGUUAGAUAACUCGUAUGAACCAUUAGGCACAUACGAUGACUGAUGCCCUUAUAAUGCUUUCAGCUUACGACCACCGGUAAAUAAAGGAACCACUAAACAUUAUUAUAUAUAUUUCUAUACAAACAAUAUACUAUACAUAUGUACGUACAUAUCCCCCUAUAAAUGCAGAAGCAAAAUAUAUUAUAACCCGAGCAUUCCAAAAAU
Molecule: messenger RNA, 3534 nt
Organism: Anastrepha ludens (Mexican fruit fly)
Lineage: Eukaryota; Metazoa; Arthropoda; Insecta; Diptera; Tephritidae
Product: mucin-2-like
Exons: 3
Coding region: 43-3210 (1055 amino acids)
Cellular component (GO): extracellular region
Molecular function (GO): chitin binding
Source: RefSeq, a predicted model, not a curated record